UACUUUUUUUUUGAAUUGUUUCACAACAUUUAAUGCCUGAUAAACAUUUAAUACUUGAGAUUAUCUCUUCAUUAUUUACUGCAUUUCUAUCUAUAAUACUACUACUACCAUCGAGUGGGAAUUGUUUGAUUUUCGGUGAAAAGUGAAUAGAUAGAUGGCUGGUUGGAAUGGCUGGUUUGUUGUUCCCGUGCUUGCCAUCGCAGCUAUGGGAGCUUUGAUAUGGAAAAAGAAACAACGAGUGUACCAAAGAGUGGGACAUGUGAAAAAAAUAUUGUUCUUUCCAAUGAAAUCCAUUAGAGGCAUUGAAGUUGAGGAAGGAAAAUGCACAAAAUUAGGACUUGAAGUAAAUGGCCUUUUAGAACGUUCAUUUAUGUUAACAUCUGAGGACGGUGCUUACGUAACACUAGAAAAAGCACCAAAACUUGCAUUGCUUACUCCAAAGUUCGAUGGUACAAAUCUAGUCAUAUCUGGUCCGGAGGUUGAUCCUUUAACAAUUAAAGUACAAAAAGCUCCGGAUCCAAACGAUAAAAUUAUUGAAUGUCGGUUGCGAGUAGAAACUGCUUACGUAGUGGAUUGCGGAGAAAAAGCUGCCAAAUGGUUUCAGAAUUGUCUAAAUAUGCCGAACGUACGGUUAGUGCGAUUCUAUCCGGAAUUUCCAGGGAGACAGUUCUUUGAAAAAUUUACAUUUUACGAAAAAUUGAGACCGAAAAAUUCCAUGUCACUGCAGAAUUGGGCACCUUUCCACAUCAUGUCCCAACCUUCGAUUGAUGAUCUGAAUACGAAACUGAAAGACAAUCACGUUUCUGCCAUCAAUUUUCGACCAAAUGUUCUGGUGGAUGGAUGCCAUCCAUAUGAUGAAGAUUCGUGGGAGUUCAUAAAAUUAGGUGACGGGGCUGAAAUAAUGAACGUUAUACCAUGUCACAGGUGUCCCUUAACAACGUUUGAACCAGAGACUGGCAUAUUAUCACAAAAAGAGCCAUUGGUAACACUGCGGAAGUACAGGAUACCAAAAGAUCCAGAAGUUCAGAAAAAAGUUGGUCCCAGACCGUGUUUAGGAGUUAAUUGCAUUGUUUUACAAACAGGAACAAUUAAAGUGAACGACGAAAUAUUUGCCACAACCAUUUAACCAAUUUAAACAAAUUUUUUUAUAAAAAUUUUCAAAUGAAAAUAAAAAUAUAACAUAUAAGUGGGCUCAACUUAUUCAAUGCACAAAGAAAAUUGAGUAAUAUUUCAAACUUUUACCUAAUAUAGAAUUCCCUCGUCAUGUCACAAUUAAAAAUAUUGCUUUUUCAGGUCUAAUAAUCUGUAUCACGUGCAAGGUGCAUCUCAACUUACAGGGGUUUACCUCAAAAAUUUCGUUAGUUUUUAUAAUCCUUGUCAAAUAUACACAAUGCGCCCAAUAAAAGUCGUUAAUAGAUAUUUAAUUUCAUAAAAAACAAGGUUUAAAAUCACAAAUGGUAAAAUUUUAUUAAAAACUACAAACGCUUUUUAUUUUCAUAAAACUGUGGCUUUUCUCCAUUUUCAAAAUAAGCGUAGACUGCGCUGGUUUUAAAUAGGCUAAACUUGACUUAACACUCAUGAGUAACAGUUGCAAACUCACAGUAGUUAUGAAAAUAGCACAUUAUUGCAAAAAAGCAUAAAUUUAUAUUACGACGGAGCCUUCAAAAAACAGCCCUAAACAAAACAUGGUUUCUCAAAGCACUUUCGCCAAAUAAAAUAAUAAAAGUCACUGUUUAAAAGCCUUAGACUUGAAGCAAGCUAUAAUUUUAAACUAUAGUAAGAUGACUCAUCUUAAAGCUUUAGAAAGGACAAAUAAUAUUCUAAAAUUAUUGAACUUGGCCAAUUGGGCGAUAUUUUUCCACCAAGAUGAACAAUAUCAAAGAUAAGCUGAAUUUGACCAAAAAGUCAAUGACUUACUGUUGCAAACUCAAUACAUUUAUAAAUAUAGCAUAUUAUUUACAAAAAGCAUUAUUUUAUGUGACUACAGAUCCUUCAGGGAGAGUUUCUACACCAUCAAAAACUAUAGAGUUAAUGACCUUACUGCUAUACCAUAAGUCACAUAUUUGGAAAACAAUAUUUUUUUAAAUAUUUUAAUUUUGUCAUUUUAUUUUUAACUGUAUAUUUAUUGCUUUUAGUAUGACGUAACCUCUGUCGGAUUAAUGUCCUAAUGUUGAAGGUGUACUAUUUUAACACCAAAAUACAUAGAGGUUUUUAAUAAAAUUUUACCAUUUGAGCUUUUAAUGAAACUUAAUUUCAUUACAAAGAAUUACUCACAUAAUUUUAUAGACACUUAAGCAAGGAAGCAACAAUACUGCUAUUAAUAUCUAAGAAAUAACUACUGUGGAAGGUGAAACAGAAAAUAAACAUCAAAAUAUUAACAUCCUCUACAAGAAAAUUUCCAUCUUUUUUUAAUUUUUAAAUAUACCUUAUAAAGUUUAUUAUUCUCAAACAAUUCAUAAUUAACCUUAUUUCCCUGACAUAAAUUAAAUACCUAACAAUUAUGAAUCAUCAUAGUCAUAAUCCAUAAUUAAUAGAUCUCUCAAUAUUUGAAUAAAAUUGAAAUGAAUCUAAACAAGGUGGUUAACGCUUUUCGAAAUCACGAAAUACAUAAAAUUACCAAAAUUUAAAAAUAGGUGACGGUAUUAGAAGAAAGACAUACGAAGUCAAGAAAUGAUUUUUAAUAAAAUUUGAUGCUGCUUGUAAGUAGUAAACACUCUGUUAAGAGACUUCGUUCCCCAUCUUGGAAAUUCGAUUAAAAUUUUGAUUUUUCAGAUCUUUUUUUCUUUUUUUUU
Parasteatoda tepidariorum (common house spider) is the source of this 2792-nucleotide messenger RNA. Its product is annotated as mitochondrial amidoxime-reducing component 1. Gene Ontology annotation, molecular function: catalytic activity; pyridoxal phosphate binding; molybdenum ion binding. The record is from RefSeq and is a predicted model, not a curated record. NCBI's taxonomy places the organism in Eukaryota, Metazoa, Arthropoda, Arachnida, Araneae, Theridiidae.